Messenger RNA from Anisakis simplex (herring worm), 855 nucleotides. The record is from the annotation of a GenBank genome assembly. Lineage: Eukaryota; Metazoa; Nematoda; Chromadorea; Rhabditida; Anisakidae.
AUGAAAUUACGAAUGGUGACGGCGAAGGAGAAUGAUGGGAAUAAAAAGAUGAUACGAGAAGCACAAGAAGUUGUACUGUUGAUGAAACAAAACUGUCGAGUAUCAAGGAAUAUUCGGGCAUUAUGGUUCUUUGAGCAUCUCAAUAGUAAUGUCUCACUGAGGCACACAUCAAACACCGAGGAUUUGAACAACGAUGAACUAGAGGUGGUUGGUAUGAUAGCGAAGGAUGGUCUGGAGAUAAGAGAGGGUGAAGAGUUGAAGGUGUGUUCGGACACGGUCGUCACCUACCUCUCGAAACUCUAUCGGUUUGUAUUCGUGCUCGACGUGAGUCCGUCUGUGGUCGUUGCGUAUAAUUUUCCUGGCACAAAACGACAAUUCUCAGCAGAACUCUAUGUGAGUGUGUGUGUAUAUAGUCCGUUCAUUUGCUUCGAUGGUGAUACGGUGAUAAUACAAGGAGUGCACAUAAAUGGUGAGAAUGUUGAGCGAGUAUUGCGUUUUAUUGAUGAGGAACUGAAGAGUUUCAUCAAUUCUUUAUGCAAUUCAAUGAGGAUACAUCUGAGGCGGUGGAAUCAUGAGAGGAGACGAGUUCGAAAGGAAGCAGACGAGCUGAUACCAGGCACAUUCUUCCGUCAACCAUCCAUAUAUCCGGAUGAUGAGAAACCCGAAACAAGUGCUGGUUCAUUGGAUCUUAAUGAACCUCGAAAAAUCUCGACAACAGCAAAGAAAACGUCGGAUGAGGGAUUCAUCCAACCAGAAUGGUCAUUGAUAUUUAUGCUCAGGAUGGGUCUUCUUGGAAUACAAAUGUUACCCGAAAAUACGCAGUCAAGUUGGUUACUCUCAUAUUGUUUAUUGUAA